AAAAUGGAACUCACUUGGUUUUGGCUUACUGUCGUGGCCAUUUUAGCUGGUUCUUUUGUUUCGUUGGCGAGGAGGAGGAAGAAGACGGGAAGACUGCCUCCAGGUCCAAAUGGGAUCCCUAUUCUGGGACAUCUACACAUGCUGGGGAAGAAUCCUCACCAAGAUCUGCAAAGAAUUGCCAAAGACCACGGCCCCAUUAUGUAUAUGCAAUUUGGAUUCGUUCCAAACAUCGUUGUCUCAUCUCCUGAGGCAGCUGAGAUUUUCCUCAAGACGCAUGACCUUGUUUUUGCCAGCAGACCACCUCAUCAGGGCUCUAAAUAUGUGUCAUGGGAUCAGAGGAACUUGUCGUUCGGGGAGUAUGGUCCAUACUGGCGGAACAUGCGCAAGUUAUGCACCUUGGAGCUGCUCAGCAACCAUAAGAUCAAUUCUUUCCAACCAAUGAGAAGGGAAGAGAUUGGUCUUUUUGUUGAAUCCAUCAAGGAAGCUUCCAGACUACAUGUUGCUGUCGAUCUUAGUGCCAAGGUCUGGUCCCUGACUGCAGAGACAGGCUGCAGGAUGGUGUUUGGCAAGAAAUAUGAUGACAAAGACAUAGAUGAGAGAGGCUUCAAAACUGUGAUCCAAGAAGUGAUGAAACUAGCUGCAGCUCCCAAUUUGGGUGAUUACUUUCCUUUCCUUGGAGUCCUGGAUCUCCAAGGUCUGACAAGGAAGAUGAAGGCACUUGCAGAAGUUUUUGAUGAUUUCUUUGAGAAAAUUAUAGAAGACCAUGUUCGAGCAGGGGAUCGUCAUGACCAGACCAAAGAUAUCGUUGAUACCAUGAUGUCCAUAAUGCAAAGUGGUCAAGCUGAAUUUCAGUUUGACCGGCGUCAUGUCAAGGCCAUUAUGCUGGACUUGCUCAUAGGUUCAAUGGACUCAUCAGCAUCAUCAGUUGAGUGGAUACUUUCAGAACUGAUGAGAAACCCAACAGUUAUGAAGAAACUACAGAAAGAGUUGGAACGAGUGGUGGGAUUGAAGAGGAUGGUUGAGGAGUCUGACCUGGACAAACUCGAAUAUCUCGACAUGGUUGUAAAGGAAACCUUCAGGAUGCAUCCAGUGGCUCCACUGUUGGUUCCUCACUAUGCAAGGGAAGACAGCAAGGUUAAUGGCUAUGACAUACCAAAAGAAUCAAGAAUACUCGUCAACACAUAUGCAAUUGGCCGUGAUCCAAAUGUAUGGACUGAUCCGGAGAUGUUCAUUCCAGAGAGGUUUUCUGGCAGUGACAUUGAUCUUAGGGGACAACAUUUUCAGCUCCUUCCAUUUGGCUCUGGGAGGAGAGGUUGCCCCGGAAUCCAACUGGGGCUCAUCCAAGUUCGACUGAUCGUGUCACAGUUAGUCCACUGCUUCGAUUGGCAGCUGCCAAAUGAUAUGUCGCCAGAGGAGCUGGACAUGAAUGAAGAAUUUGGCCUUGCUGUUACAAGGGCCAAUCAUCUCAUGGCAAUCCCUACCUUUCGGUUGCAUAACUAACUUUGUAACCAAACUAGUAAGAACAUGCUAAAUAAGUACUCAAAGCCAGGUGCAUGUAUCACAAGGAUAUGAGAUAUCAAAAUUAUUUCAGCUGAAAUUAUAAAUCAUGCACUCUUCUCCAA
This is a messenger RNA of Salvia hispanica, 1622 nucleotides long. Its product is annotated as cytochrome P450 71AU50-like. Lineage: Eukaryota; Viridiplantae; Streptophyta; Magnoliopsida; Lamiales; Lamiaceae. Gene Ontology annotation, molecular function: iron ion binding; heme binding; oxidoreductase activity, acting on paired donors, with incorporation or reduction of molecular oxygen. The record is from RefSeq and is a predicted model, not a curated record.